Molecule: messenger RNA, 1662 nt
Organism: Cygnus olor (mute swan)
Lineage: Eukaryota; Metazoa; Chordata; Aves; Anseriformes; Anatidae
Gene: FBLIM1
Product: filamin binding LIM protein 1
Exons: 9
Coding region: 53-1324 (423 amino acids)
Biological process (GO): cell-cell adhesion
Cellular component (GO): focal adhesion; stress fiber
Molecular function (GO): filamin binding
Source: RefSeq, a predicted model, not a curated record
GAGGAGGAGGAGGAGGAGGAGGAGGAGGGAGAGGAGGGAGGAAGGGGCGGCGAUGCCGGGCGGCUCAGCCUCCCCUCUGCCCCCCCGCCGGGCAGGGCGCGCCCGCGGAGCGCACGGAGGGACCCGCACCGGCUGCUCAGAGGCUGAAGUCACCGGCACGCUUGUCCCCGGGCUUUUUCCCCGACGCAGAGAAUGCGGGGAUGCCCGUAAAGGGGAUUUGGGGGAGCAGAGCCACCCCGUGCCGCCGCCACGGUGCCGCAUGAGACCGGACAACUCGUCGCACGGCUCCGGCCCACCUGCCAUUUCCACGAUGCUCCCCGGGAAAGCGGAGAAGAGGAUGGCUUCGUCCGUGUUCAUCACCCUGGUGCCCCCGCGGAGGGAGGCGGCCACCAAGGAACGGCCCCAACCGGGGGUGUCACCCCCCAUCCCCGAGGGCACCCAUCGCCCCCGGGCAUCCCUGCCACAGCCCCUGGCUUUGCCCAACGGAGAAAGCUGCCCUCGGUCCCCACCAGCGCCCGUGCCUUCGUCCUCACCGGUCCUCAUCCUCUCCGAAGUGCCCCUGCCCUUGUCCGCGGAGGCGCUGGGUCCGGCGCUGCAGCAGCUGGACCUCGCAGCACCUGCCACCCUGCAGGCUCCUUCUGCCUUCCCUGCUGAGCUGAGGCCGCCCAAAUUUUGCCAGGAGCAAGCAGACAAGCCGCCGUGGCAGGAUGCGAACGGGCACCUGGAGAGGGAUGGCUCCAGAGACAUCUGCGCCUUCUGCCACAAAGCCGUGGGCCCGCGGGAGCCGACGGUGGAGGCGAUGCGGAAGCAGUACCACGCCGACUGCUUCACCUGCCGCACCUGCCACCAGCGCCUGGCCGGGCAGCGCUACUACCAAAGGGACGGGCGCCCCACGUGCGACACCUGCUACCAGGCCACGCUGGAGAAAUGCGCCAAGUGCCAGGGGCUGAUCUCGGAGCGCAUCGUGCGUGCCAUGGGCAAGGGCUUCCACCCCAGCUGCUUCGUCUGCACCGCCUGCGGCCAGGCCAUCGGCACCGAGAGCUUUGCCGUGGAUGAGCGGGACGAGGUGUACUGCGUGGCUGACUUCUACAGGAAAUAUGCCCCGGUGUGCGGUGCCUGCAAGCUCCCCAUCAUCCCCAGUGAGGACCAGGACACCUACAAGAUCGAGUGCCUGGGACGCAGCUUUCAUGAGAGCUGCUACCGCUGCGAGAGCUGUGGGACACCCCUGUCGCCGGAGCCGACGGAGGAUGGGUGCUACCCCCUGGGCCAGCACCUCCUCUGCAAGUCCUGCCACGUCCGCCGGCGGAACGAGUCCUCCUGCUAAAAACCCCCGCUUGUCCCACGAUGUCCCCGCAGGGAGCGGUGGGACCAGUGUUUUCAUCGCCACAACGGGCCGGGACCCUGUCCCUCAGCCCUCUUCCCAACUGCUCAUUGCGAACAGAAAAAGCCCUGGAAGAGCAGCAGUGGUGGGCGAGCUGAGGUUUCUUUUGCUUUUUUUUUAAAAAAAAAAAACUCUUCUGAGGCCGGUUUGGUUUCCUUGGUGUUUUUCUUUCUUCUUGAGCUUCCUUGGGGUUUCAUUUAAACGUUUCUCUCUGGGGUGAUGCAGAGAGCAGCACUGAUUUAGUUCCUUGUAGUUAAAUAAAACCCCAAACUAAAAAUGUA